Triticum turgidum subsp. durum (durum wheat) is the source of this 699-nucleotide messenger RNA. The record is from the annotation of a GenBank genome assembly. NCBI's taxonomy places the organism in Eukaryota, Viridiplantae, Streptophyta, Magnoliopsida, Poales, Poaceae.
AUGGCUUCCGCCGAGCUAGGGUCGGACGCGUGCGGCUUUCCCUGCGGCGGCGACGACGGCGCGAUGGCGGCGCUCUCGCCGACGGUCGUCGUGUCGGUGCUCGCGUCUCUGCUGGAGCGGCACAUCGCCCGCAACGAGAGAGCCUUGGCCGGGACGACGGCCGGUCGUGGCCAUGCGGCGUCCGGCGAGGACGCGAGGAGGGCCGCGGCCUUUGACGGCGGCACGGUGCUGGACAUGGGCGUGCGGGAGUUCCUGGAGCGGUUCUCCCGGUACGCGCAAGUGUCGCCGCAGGUGUACGUGGUGGCGUACGCCUACCUGGACCGGCUCCGCCGCGGCGGCGACGGCGCCGGGGCGGUGCGCGUCGUGGCGACCAACGCGCAGCGGCUGCUCACCGCGGCCAUCCUGGUGGCCUCCAAGUUCGUGGAGGACAGGAACUACAAGAACUCCUACUUCGCGGCGGUGGGCGGUCUCAGCGCGGCGGAGCUGAGCUCGCUGGAGCUGGACUUCCUCUUCCUGAUGCGGUUCAGGCUCAACGUCAGCGUGAGCGUGUUCCGGAGCUACUGCCGGCACCUCGAGAGGGAGGUGGGCCACGGCGGCGGGUACCAGGUCGAGAGGUGCCUAGAGAAGGCCCUCCUCGUCUCCUCCGGGGAGGCGCGGAGGCAGCACCGGCAGGCGCCAGCGGCGGCAGCAGCUCAGUAA